Hipposideros armiger (great roundleaf bat) is the source of this 3321-nucleotide messenger RNA. It is a transcript of the gene ATF7IP2, whose product is annotated as activating transcription factor 7 interacting protein 2. The record is from RefSeq and is a predicted model, not a curated record. Gene Ontology annotation, biological process: regulation of DNA-templated transcription. Lineage: Eukaryota; Metazoa; Chordata; Mammalia; Chiroptera; Hipposideridae. The coding region runs from base 425 to 2536 and encodes 703 amino acids. Gene Ontology annotation, cellular component: transcription regulator complex; nucleus. Gene Ontology annotation, molecular function: protein binding; transcription coregulator activity. The transcript has 11 exons.
CAGGAGAAUUAUUGUGCGCGGCGGCGGCGGUUUGAAGCGGUUGUGAGCCGAGAAAAGGCCGGUUUCCUGCGGCGCCGCUUGUAGGUACGUUGGCGACGGGCGCGAACGCCGGGCGAGCGGCGACGAACCGGAUCCGCGGUUUCGCGGGGGCCGCGCGCUUCUCUGAGAACGCCUCGGAGCGCUGCGCGAGCAGGGGGCGGUUGCGGCAGGGCUGACUGAAAGGCGUCCGCGGAGGCGGUGGAGCACGGAGCUGGCAGGGAAGACGCCCGCGAAGGGCGAAAGGACGCGCCUGACACCCGUUUACCGAGCGGGCCGCGGGGUUAAGUGGGAGUGGUGGAUGGCUCCGCGUGGAGCGGUCCCGCGUGGGAGCCUGGGCCGCGGAGGGACACCUACCCGGGGCUUUCUCCCUGCCAAGAUAUGAAAGAUGGCAAGUCCAGAUAGAAGUGAACGGAAGAUAUUAAAAGCCAAAAAAACAAUGCCUGCAAGUUGCCGGAAGCAAAUAGAGGUCCUGAAUAAGUCAAAGAAUGUUGAAGCAUUGAAAAUGGCAGCAAAUGGAAAUAAUAUUUCAAGUGGUAAUAAGAAUCCCAGUACUGGUGUCAUAACUAACAAAUGUAGACGUUUUGAAAAUGAUGCUUCCUCAUUGGACUCUAACAAAAAUUCAAUGUGUUCACAGAAAAAUGAAGUAUUAUCUCAGAAUUUAGUAAAACCACUAGAUUUGGAAACAAGAUGGGAAUACAUUGAAAGACAAAUUGUAUGCCCUUACCAAAAGCCAAGUAAAACAAUAGAAUCUCCCAGGAACCUGCCUACACAAGAGGCAAAAGAUUCACAGAACACUUCGGAAAACCAUUCUGAAUGUCAGGCAAACGUAACAAGACCGUUUUUUGAACAACACAAAGAGGAUUGUAAUCUGAAAUCCAUUAGUGAUCCACCUAGUGUAUUGAGUGGUAUAGUUCAAAUGCCAAAGUCUACAGAAAUCAAUACCUUGGACGAUAAGAGAAUUGACAAGACAGUUUCCCACUUAGAAACAAACUCCAAUUCUGCAUCACAUGAUAAAAGGCAAAAUGACGUUUUGAUUUUAAGUUCAAGCAACUGUUUUGUGCUUGUUGAUAAAAGACCUACGUUGGUGAAUUCAGUCAUUACUAGUAACUGUGAUGCUGACAUUUUAAAAAGUGAAGACUCUUAUAGAACCUGUCAUUCCAGCAUUUCAAAUUGUGAAAAUACAGAUUCAAUGUGGCUGUCAUCACUUGACACAGAUAGUAAUAACAGCCAUAGUCAAAAGAAGAGGAUGUUUUCAGAAAACAAAGAAAAUGUUAAACGCCUGAAAACUUCAGAGAAAAUUAAUGAAAAUAUUUGUGUAGCUCUGGAAAAGCAAACAGCAUUGCUGGAACAGGUCAAACAUUUGAUUCGACAGGAGAUGUGUAGUAUAAAUUACAAACUAUUUGAUAACAAACUGAAAGAAUUGACCGAACGCAUUGGGAAGACACAGUGCAGGAAUAAACAUGAAGCAAUAGCUGGUGAACUCUUCGAAAAAGUAGCAAGACUUAAAAGACGUAUCGAAAAAGCAUUGUUACCUGAAAAGAACUCUUUGGAACCAAAUGAGUCAUCCAGUAAUACAGCCAAUCAGGGUGCAAAUUCAGAGAUCCUGAAUUUGGACAGUAGUCCAGAAGAAAGAAAGACUUCUGUGAACUCUGAACCUUCCAACCCAUCAGGAAAAGCAAUUGAAAAGAUUGAUUUGUCACAGGAUCAUGAUGAGGCUGUUUCUGAAAGCCCCUGCCAAGCCAACAUCCUGACUGCAACCUAUAAGCGAUCCUGUACCAAAAUUCCCAACGAUACUGCUCCCUACUUUACCCACAGAAACUGUGAGAAACUUGUCAAAUAUUUAUAUUUUAAUCAUUUUCUUUCAGAUACUGGAAAAACUACAUCAGGAAAUUCUAACAAUUCACCUGAUGCCGAAACUGAAAUUAUGACUAUAAAGAGAAAGAAGCUUGAUUCUGUGAUUGAUCUGACAAAAGAAGGCUUAUCGAACUGCAACACAGAAAGUCCAGUAUCCACUCUGGAGUCUCCUAUGAAAACUAUUUCAAUCUCAAAAGAGACAAUCCCAGUGGCACAAACCGCAAUCCAGGUUCCUGAGUCCUUUGAGCACCUGCCACCUCUCCCGGAACCACCAACACCCAACCCCGAGAUGGUGGACAAAAUCCGGGACACCCUCCCUCCCCAGAAGGCUGAGCUCAAAGUGAAGCGGGUUCUGAGACCCAGGGGCAUCGCCCUGACCUGGAACAUAACCAAAAUCAACCCCAAGUGCGCACCUGUGGAAAGCUAUCACCUCUUCCUGUGCCACGAGAACACUAGUAACAAGCCAGCUUGGAAGAAAAUUGGAGAAAUUAAAGCUUUACCACUACCAAUGGCCUGCACUUUAUCUCAGUUUUUAAAUUCCAGCAAAUACUAUUUUACUGUCCAAUCGAAAGACAUUUUUGGGCGCUACGGACCAUUUUGCGAUAUAAAAUCUAUCUCCGGGUUUUCUGACACCCUUACCUAAAAGAAAGUCUUCAUUAACUGUAUGUUGUACUACAUUUUGCUUUGUUUUUCAUAUUUAAGUUGUCUGGUUUACAAUGUUCCUCUAACACUAUUUGCCAUUGUAAAGAUCAGUAAGGUUAUGAACCCUUUGUGCAGGGACAGCCCUCUUCCCUGAGUUGUGGUGGCCUCUAGUUUCAUGGAUUUCUGAUUUGCAUUCGAUACGUGCUUCCAAUGGAUAUGUUCCAGAGCAAACACUAUCAUGGACCCUUGUCUCUGAGAUGUGCUGGGUAUAAUCUCUUUAGUGACGAUGACGUUGCUGCUGCUCUCAGAAGCCCUAGGAUAAAAGCAGCCACCGUUUCCUCUUGACAAUCAGGUGUGCUUUCGGUGGCCUGCUUAUGGUCAGCGUAGGAAGAAACUGCUUCUGGGGCCAGGUUAUCCCUGGCGUGCAUCUCCACCAAGGUUUGAUGAAAGUACAUGUCUUCCCAGUCUGUUCAGAUUCUAAGGGCUGUUAGUUUAUGCCCCCACCUCCUGUUUGUUUGUUUUUUUGUCAUUUUUGUUAAUCAUUUGGGGAACUAGUCUGGAGGUUUCCCCUCAAUCUGUUUGUGUACAUAUAUAAUAAAAUUAGUCAAGCAUUGUGUGCUGUGUACACAAAACAUACACUAUCUUUUAUAAAAGCAUCCAACCCCCUAUUUCAGUUCAGGAAAAUGGAAUUGUUUGCCUUAGAUUAAAGGCUUUAAUUUGCUGAUUCUCUAACGUGGCCCUUUGCUCACUUCCUGGCCAGCGUCAUUACUUGAAGAAAGAAUGUAA